AUGGCAUCCAAGCCCACCGUGAUCCUCGUUCCAGGUGCCUGGCACCACGAGCACACAUGGCAUAAGCUCAUCCCAGACCUCGAGCGCCGCGGUUACGCUACGCGCGCCAUCCGCAACCCGUCGCUCGGCAAGCCCGCUGCCGAUGGCCUUGUGGAUGCCGACGCAAACCACUUGCGCUCUGUCAUCGACCCUUACCUUGCCGCUGGCACCGACGUGAUUGUUGUUGCCCACUCUUAUGGUGGGAGCGUCUUGUCUCCAGCGCUGGCGGAUUACGCUUGGAAGAAGGACGAGGGCGGCAAGGGCAGAGUAUUGGGACUCGUGUACAUUUCAGCCUUCAUUCUGGGCGAGGGCAAGAGCCUUGCGCAUAUCAUGUUCCCCCCGGACGGCAAUGGUAGCCCGAUGAAAGCUGACGAGAACGGUUUCAUCCCCCCACCCGACCCGUACAUCUUCUACAACGAUCUGCCUGAAUCCGAGCAGCGUGAGCUGCACAAAGGCCUGCUGCCCAACCCAGGCAACGUUGGCACCGUGCCCGGUACCGGCGCCCCUUGGCAUAAUGUGCCCACCGUAUUCAUCAAGUGCUCCAAGGACGUCAUCCUGCCGCUCGACAUCCAGCAGAAGAUGCUGGACAGCAUCGAAGGCAGCGAAAAGGUGCGCGUCGUGACGCUCGACAGCUCGCAUUCGCCCAUGCUGAGCAUGCCGGAAAAGGUGGGCGAUGCCGUGGCGUUGGCCGAGGAGCUAGGGAGAGAGAAGUUGGUGAAGGAAGGAUUCGCAUAG
Molecule: messenger RNA, 774 nt
Organism: Lasiodiplodia theobromae
Lineage: Eukaryota; Fungi; Ascomycota; Dothideomycetes; Botryosphaeriales; Botryosphaeriaceae
Product: Microsomal signal peptidase
Exons: 2
Coding region: 1-774 (257 amino acids)
Source: RefSeq, a predicted model, not a curated record